ACCAACAACAGACACAAAUGCUCUCUCUCUCUUGAUUUUUCUCGAAAUAAUAUUCAUAUUCAUAUCCAUAGUCAUAUUCGUAUUCUAAAGCAAACCCCACAACCAUCACAGUCAUCAUCACUCUUACCACCCCAUGAAGCGUCCUCUCUCUCUUUUUUCUCGCUAAUAUACUACAAAUUAACAAUAUUUAUCAUUUACCUAUAUAGCUCUAUCUUAUCUCCAUCAAACCAGUUCAAGGAGAACAAAUUAAGCUCCAGUACUAGCUAGCCUAUCAUCAGAGUAUCAAACACAAUGAGGAAGCCGGAUCUAAUGGCCAGAGAUAGAAUGCCCAUCAAUAAUAAUAUGAACAGGGCCAAACUUAGAAAGGGCUUAUGGUCACCAGAGGAAGAUGAGAAGCUCAUCAAGUAUAUGUUAACUAAUGGACAAGGGUGUUGGAGUGAAAUUGCUAGGAAUGCUGGCUUGCAAAGGUGUGGCAAGAGUUGCCGACUGCGAUGGAUUAACUAUUUGAGACCUGACCUCAAGCGUGGCGCAUUUUCUCCUCAAGAAGAAGAGCUUAUCAUUCAUUUACACUCCAUUCUUGGCAACAGGUGGUCUCAAAUUGCGGCGCGUCUUCCAGGAAGGACAGACAACGAAAUAAAGAAUUUUUGGAAUUCCACAUUAAAGAAAAGAUUCAAGAUCAACAGCACUUCCACAUCCUCACCAAACGAUAGUACUGAUUCAUCAGAACCUAGAGAUCAUGUCGUAGGAAAUAUCAUGGCGCCCAUGCAUGAUCAUGACGUUAUGACUCUAUGCAAGGACUCAUCUUCCUCACCAUCCAUAUCCAUGCAUGGUGUGGUCACAGGCGACCAAUUUGAUCCUUUCACCGUGCUCGGUAACCGCUAUGAUGUGAGUGGUGCAGCAAGUUUAUUUGACAUGUCCACAUGCUUAACACAGGUGGGUAUGGGAGAUGGAUUUUAUGGUAAUCAUUAUGGGAUUUUGGAGGGUAAUAAUAAAAUAGGGCUAGAAAGUGAUCUUUCUCUUCCGCCACUCGAGAGUAGAAGCAUUGAAGAGAAUAAUGCAGUGAGUAAUAACAGAAUUGGCGUGAAAAGCAGCAGCAACGACAACCACCACUUUGAUAGUACUUGCUUCAAUAAUACUGAUCAGAGAUUUAAAGUAGAGGACAUGUUGGGGCUUGAAAAUCAUUGGCAAGGAGAAAACGUGAGAAUGGGAGAAUGGGAUCUGGAAGGUUUAAUGGAAAACAUAUCUUCCUUUCCUUUCCUUGAUUUCCAAGUUUUAUAACAGGCUACACUUACACCCCCCCGCUCCCCCCCCCCCCCCCCAAAAAAAAAAAAAAGAAAAAAGAAAAAAAAAAAAAAAACCCUUUCCAUUCUCUCUCAUAAAGCUACCCUAGCUAUCCAUACUAUUUCCUAGGAAUUUUUGCGCAUACUCUCUAUUUUUUUUUCCCCUUUUUUUCUUUGGUCAUCAAUAUUGUUCUACGUACCUUCUCUUUCUACGCCUUUGUUUCUUUCAGCUGUGAAAGAAGUUUAUACGUGAAUGCUUCUUUAUUGUCAGUGAGACAUGCAAUAAGAAUUGCAAAGUGGAGAUUAGGGGUGGAAAGAGAUCUCUUCGUAUGUAGUGGGAUCAUCGGUUUCUUUUCGAGGCACUUUGGGCCAUUUCCUGGAACAAGUUGCAGCCAUGAUCAUCGUUACCUUGAAGAGAAAUGUGAAUAGAGGUAGCAAAAAUUCAAAGGUAAAUAUCUGGUGAAUUGUACUUGUAUGGACGAAUUUGAAAAGGAAAUAAUGUGGGCGAGAAGGUUGUUGUUAGUGGAGAUGAGAUGGAUAAUGUAAUACACUUGAUGUAAACAAUAGACGUCAAUUAAUACGAAACAAGUUACAUACAGUCAAAGAUUCUUUUUCUA
This is a messenger RNA of Populus nigra (black poplar), 1897 nucleotides long. Its product is annotated as transcription factor MYB83-like. The record is from RefSeq and is a predicted model, not a curated record. NCBI's taxonomy places the organism in Eukaryota, Viridiplantae, Streptophyta, Magnoliopsida, Malpighiales, Salicaceae. The coding region runs from base 292 to 1278 and encodes 328 amino acids. The transcript has 2 exons.